AUGGAGAGAGUCCACGAAGAAGAAGAUGAAGGUAGUGGUGAUGAUGAUGAGGGAAGAGCGACUUUCAUCUAUAAUGUUGGAGAUAUACCAAGUCGAGCUCUUAAGUUCCGCUUUGAAAAAUUGAGAGAGUCCAAGAAGAAGAAGAUAGAGGUGAUGGUGAUGAUGAUGAUGAUGAGGGAUUUUCGAGUGAUUUUCCUUUAUCAUGUUGAAGGCAUACCAAGUCGAGCUCCUAAGGAAAGAGUCCACAAAGAAGAAGAUGGAGGUGGUGGUGAUGAUGAUGAGGGAUUUUCGGAGUGA
Molecule: messenger RNA, 297 nt
Organism: Dovyalis caffra
Lineage: Eukaryota; Viridiplantae; Streptophyta; Magnoliopsida; Malpighiales; Salicaceae
Source: the annotation of a GenBank genome assembly